CCGGAGAGAAAAAGAAGUGUGAAGCUACCACGAGUAUUGCCGUCGAGUGGACAGACAGGCGCACGGCUUGAUCUUUAUCCAUCUCAUCUCAUCAUCUUGCCUACCAUUCGUCGUCGGAACGGAGAUCCAGGAGAGCAUCCUCAUCCCUGACCUGGCCUGUGUGUGCGCAGGCGGCAGCAGUAGUGUCAGGAUGGCCUCAGCGGUGCACAAACUGAGGCCGGAGGACCAGGCGAGGAUCGGCAAGGCCCUCGUAGGCAAAGAUCUCAAGGGAUUCGCAUGGACCCAGACCAAUGGGCACGUCAUCGUAAGCCACACAGGCCGAUGCGCGUGUUGUGAUGGCUUGGAGGAUGCAUGUGUGUUUUGUUUGUCUCUGUCUGUUUCUCUCUCUGUGUCAGUACACGUGGGAGGACGGCAAGUGGGACGAGGGUCGCUUCGAGCACGACCCCUACAUCAGGUGCCACAUCAUGUCCAACUGCUUCCACUACGGACAGGCAUGCUUCGAGGGACAGAAGGCGUUCCAUCUCAAAGACGGUCAGGGCGACACACGCCUGAUGGAUGGACUCAUGAACGAGGUCUGCUGUGUUUGGGGUUGGCUACAUGUGUGUGCAGGCCGUGUGUGCAUCUUCAACGACAAGGUGGGAUGACCGCCUUCGUUGAACCCAUUCUUGUGUCCAUGCCUGUGUGUGUCUGUGCGUGUUGUGGUUCAGGCGAAUGCGCUGCGUAUGCAGAUGUCCAACACACGGAUGAUGAUGCCGCUGGUGCCGGUCGAGAUGUUCCAAAAGGCGUUGGAUUGGGUGGUGCACGAGAACCUGGAGUACCUGCCCACCUACGACAUGAAGGGAUGCUCCCUCUACAUCAGACCAUUCUGCAUCGGUACACAGACAGACAGACAGACAGACAAACGAGCCGCUGGCAUGAUGGGUGUGCCUGUAAUGGUGUGUAUGUGUGCAGGUGUGGGUGAUUUGAUCACUCCCGUGCCGUCCAACAAGUUCCACUUCGUGGUGAUGGUGAUGCCCGUCGGGUCCUACUAUGCUGUAGGCAAGAACCUGGUGGGUGAGACCCAUACACAGCCACACUACACCUGUCACUGACUGCGUGUGGGGCGCACACACCAGACAGAUCAGCCGGGCUGGUUCCUGGCAAGACCCACUUAUAUCAUGGAUGCGCUGUGUGUGUCAUGUGGAUCAGAAUGCUGUUGACGGUGUCGUGAUAGAGGAGUUCGACAGGGCGGCGCCACGGGGGGUUGGCAACGUCAAAGUGGUGAGUCACUGCACACACUUGAGGCACACACAGAUCGGAUCGGCCGGUGCAUCGAUGCGUGGUCAUUCAUACAACUCAGGCGGGCAACUACGGUGCCGACAUCUACCCAGCGUACAAGGUGAGACAGACAGACAGACAGCCAGGCCAGCCUGCACACAGAGAGAGAUUGAGGAAGCACCCGCUCUCAUGUUUCCUUGUGUGUGAUCAGUACAAGAAGUUGAAGGGUUUCCCGCUGCCGCUGUACCUUGACCCGAAGGAGAAGCGGUACAUCGAGGAGUUCAACACGUCCAACUUCGCCGCCAUCACCAAGGACGGCACCUACAUCACAUCCGAGUCAGCCGCCAUACUCGACUCCAUCACUAACAGGGUCAGUGCGCACCAGCCAGACAGCCUGCGCGGGCACGUGUGUGCAUCUGUGUGUGUGUCUGUGUGUGUGUGCAAUGCAGUGUCUGCAAGUGUUGGCUCACGAGAUGAACGUCCCCGUGGAGAGGCGGCCUAUCGGUAAAUGGUCACUCAUCUGCACACAACCCAGCAGAAGGCGGACAUUCGGCGUGUGUGUGUGCAGAUUUCGACGCUGAGGUGUCGACCUUCGACGAGGUGGGCGCCAUCGGCACUGCCGUGGUCAUCACCCCAUGCAAGUCACUCACACGCGGAGAGACGGUACACACCAACCCGACCGCCGCACACCGAUGGCUACCUGCUCAUUGCUCAUGGUCCUUGAGUGUGUUGUCUCCCUGUGUUUGUCGACCAGAAGUACCAUUUUUCUGAGCCCAAGAUCCUGCAGCAGCUGUACGACCGAAUCACAGCCAUACAGGUCAGCCAGACACGGCCACAGACGCGCCAUGCACGACAUGACGACACACGCGUGUGUGUGGUUUGUGUAUGUGUGCAGCGCGGCGAUGCCGAAGACCGGUACAACUGGCUGCGCGAGCUGGGGGAGGUCCACCUGCCCAAGGAGGGACAGUACAUUCAACAAAACGGCUACCACUGAACCGAACCGCCCAGCCGGUCAGCGAUGGAAGACGCCCUGUGUCAGUCAGUGACUGCUGCUGCUUGGAAGAGGGGGCGGGCGGGGGCUGUGUCGAUACCCACACGUACGUACGAGUGUUGCCAUGGCUGUUGUCGUGUUGCCUCUAUGGCAUCUGUCUGGUUGGCCUGCUCCCCACCUCGCUGUGGGUGAGACCCAUCACAGAGUCUGGAUGUGACACGCUGCUGGGAGGUCGAAGCCAACCAAAACAGUGCAAGAGAGAGGACGACAAGAAGAUGUGUGUUGUGGUUAACUUUGAGGGGGAGUAUGACGUGUUCUCUCUUUCUUUCUGUCUCUCUGGCGGCCGUGGAUGAUGCCCUUGUGUUGGUUGCUGCUACCUAUCGCGUGUGAAACAGCAUGUGGUGGGCAGCCGCAACAGACGCAGGGCCGAUCGGCCAUGGCUGUCGACGAGACAAUGAAUCGAGCCACCGCCAAGGCAGGGAUGCUGUGUAGGCUAAGCGACCACACACACUGUUCUUUUUCAUGUGCUGAUCAGCCAGUGCAUAUCUCACACA
This is a messenger RNA of Vitrella brassicaformis, 2802 nucleotides long. The record is from the annotation of a GenBank genome assembly. Lineage: Eukaryota; Vitrellaceae.